Messenger RNA from Hyaloperonospora brassicae, 1677 nucleotides. The record is from the annotation of a GenBank genome assembly. Lineage: Eukaryota; Oomycota; Peronosporomycetes; Peronosporales; Peronosporaceae.
AUGACCCGGCAAGCGAGUGAUGCGAAUGACGGCUUUUGCCCCACGACUUGGGCGACAAACGCUUUGCCACCUGUUGAGCUCUCGACGGAGCAGCGCGAAACGUACCGCGUGCUCGCGACUCGAUUGCUUUCCAACACGUUGCGGGACUACGACAUUUACUCUGCCGAUCCCCGACAACGACGCAUGAGUCGACGUCGAUGGAAAGUUGUCAAGGGCAGAGGUCACAUUACAGUGCACAAGGAGCGCCACCCGACACUCUGUCCUCGAGUGAGUCUCAUGGAUCGAGUGUCCACGGCGUUUCGAAGUGCCGACUGGACAGAGCCAAAGCUGCUCGUUACCACUGGUUGGAUCGAAGGCGGCACUCUGGAAGAUGUCAUGUACGGCGUCGCCUCCCCCGAUGCACACGACAUGCUGCUCAAAGCGACUGUCGUUGGGAACAAACUGGUCAAUGGCGCAGUGCUGGCGUGCAUUGACGCUCCGUGCGCUGCCGACCCAUUUCGGUUCCUCGGGAUAAAAUGGUUUGUCAAAGGCCCUCCCUCUGCCCUGCAUGGCAUCGUUCAACCCCGCGACUUGGUCGUUGUCGAAGGCACGGGAAUCACGACGCGAUCGAAUGGCGAGCGCAUUGGCUAUCAGCUUCUCCACUCCGUGGACCUGCCUCAGUAUCGGACGGUGGCACCUCAGUCGGGCAUGGACCUCACACGCGGUCGCAUCUCGAGCUGCUCCAUCUUCCGAGAAGUCCCAGAAGGUCUGGGCAGUCGACGCUCCAAGGUUGACGUGUAUGUCAAGGGGUAUGUCGAGGCUCACGGGAAGCUCCUGUAUUCGGUGGCGCUUGCAGCAGCUUCAACUGGGUUCAUGAGCUCCUGGAACGCAGUCGAGUGCGCCAACCUCAAGAAGCUCAUGUGGUGCUUUCGUCAGCGACCGAAUGGAGAUCAAGGACGGAGGUUGACUCGGCAAUCUAGUCAGCGCUCGCACGUGAGUGGCAGCAUUAGCUGUUCCAGAAGGAAUCGUGACAAUGCAGACAGUGGAAGUACGGGUCGUGCUCCUGAUCAUCUUGAGCCAUUGUCGGCAGAAUCGUCAAGUAGCUGUGGCACUUGUGCGCAACGACUUGGUAAGCUGCUCAGUGGUGCCCUUCCGUGUUCCCUAUGCUGUCGGCUCACUUGUUCGCGCUGUCGAGUUUCACGCACUCUGAAAGAAGUGAAUUCCAAGCUGUGGCUCCGACAGAAGAACGUGCUGAUUUGCAAGCGGUGUGUGCUGCGAGUUGACCGCCUUGCGUCCGUGGACGUCGCACGGGCUGAAGUCCAGUCCCGACUGUUGCGUAUGAAAAAAAGCUGUGCUGACCAUUCACACGGACGUCUCCCGAUCUUCGCUACUACCGACUCAACAAACGGUCUCAGUGCAACUACCUCAACACGACCAGCAGAAGCAAAGUCUCUACUUCUUGUGAGGGCACCAGCUGCCGAUCGACCAGUCGAACCGGUUUGCGGUGCACCACCAGCGAAGACGCUUCAGACAGAAUUGUCGUCAGAAUCUGACAAGAUCAUGUUGUCGUCGGACCGUGAGCACCGCGAACAAAUCUGGUCGCAAAUGGUGGAGCUGCGCAUGGUGGCCGAGUCGAUUUACAAACUCACGCUCGAGACCACCGAGUCGCUCAACCCACUCGCCUCGGUGCGAACGUGA